Molecule: messenger RNA, 4599 nt
Organism: Python bivittatus (Burmese python)
Lineage: Eukaryota; Metazoa; Chordata; Lepidosauria; Squamata; Pythonidae
Gene: ANKRD39
Product: ankyrin repeat domain 39
Molecular function (GO): protein binding
Source: RefSeq, a predicted model, not a curated record
GGGGCGGGGGAGGUUGUUUGUCUGAGGGUUGCCCUGUUUUCACGUGUCUUUAGCUGAAGGAGGGGGGAGCGUUGUAGCCCCCCCUCAAGAGCGAUUAGGGGUAGAGCAGCAGGGGCUUAGGAUCCUGGAAAGUGGGCUUGUGUUGUUGCUCCCAUAGGGUGGGACUGCCACCCCCAUCCUCCACAGCCAGCAUGGACCAAGGAGGGGAGUUGGAGCCCGACCUGUCUGCAGAGCUCAGCAUGGAGGAAGGCCGUAGUGAAUAUAAAACCUUUCUUCUGGAAACUGCCAUGCUUUUUCUAGACAACGUGCUGGAGAAGGGUUGAUCCAUGCAUCAUAGCCACGUCUUCCCCUGAAUAGAAUUUCCAACUAAAGAAUUCUCUGGGAAGACAAAGAGCGGCAAUGACCUGGUCACCGGGACACCACAAGGAUGGGAUCUGUUCCUGCCACUCCACUGCAGCGCAGGGUGUUCACCAGACUCUGGAUGAAAUGGAUUUUGAGAGAGGGAUCUGGAAUGCUGCACUGAAUGGAGACCUGGAGGGGGUCAAGAGGCACAUCCUGAGCCAUGGGAAGCCCAGUGAGCCAGACCCUUUUGGAUACACAGCUUUGCACUAUGCGAGUCGCAAUGGGCAUUAUGACAUCUGCCAUUUCCUUCUGAGGAACGGAGCCUCCUGCGAUGCCUGCACCCAUGGCGGGGCUACCCCUCUGCAUCGUGCAGCUUACUGUGGUCACACAGCAAUAGCCAAGCUGCUGCUGGACCAUGGAGCUGAUCCAGCUGCCACGGAUGAUGAUGGAAAGACCUGCCUGCACAAGGCGGCAGAGAAUGGGCAUCAGGAACUCUGUGAGCUCAUCUUGGAGCAUCACUCUCAGCUGAGGCAUACGCAGGACAACAACCAGAGACGACCUGGUGACUUGGUUCCUGCCAAGAAUGAAGGCUUGCGGAGGAAACUCUUGGAUCUGUGAUUUGUUCAUUGACAACUUGGCUGUUCCCUGAGCCAAAUGUCCACGUUCCAUCUUCUCUUCUGAUACUCGAAAGAAGCAGCUGAACUGAAUUCGGUUUCCAAUUUCAUCUGUGUAGUGCACUGUUUCUCAAUUAGGUAUGCUUCAGAUGUGCGGGAACCACAGUAUCCAAAAUUCUCCAGCCGACAUACUGUCCCAGUGCUUCUACAGAGCACUAGGGUGGGGAAGGAGGACAUAAGGUAUGAUUGGUUUGAAGUUGGAGAAUGUUUCAGCCUGGGCAAACUUUAGGGACCAUAGGAAGCAAAACAGUUGUGAAGAUAGGAGCCAUCAUGCUAGGAUUGUGGUGAACUCUGAAAGAUGUAGGGAAUCUUCUGUUUCUUAGAAGCAGAAAAAUCAGCUGCUUUGAUUUAGAAAGAUAACGUGUCCAUCUUGGGCACCACAGAAAUUGUCAAGGAUCCCUGCCACUUCCUUGGGACCUACUUCCACUUCCCUCUUGCUGUUUUAGGUUUGCUGUUCAGCUCUGCUAAAUAUUACCCUAGUUGCUGCUGUUGCAUUGUUUAGUUGCUGAAUCAAUUAACAACACCUAGACUGAGUAAAGAUGAUUCCCCAAAUUAAUUAGGAGAUUUUUUUUUCCCCAUGCAAUCCUAGAGUUGGAAGGGGCCACUUGAGUUAAGUCAGUACAGGAUUCCCAAUUAAACUCUCCCUGACAGAUGGCUGCCUAGCCUCUGCUUGAUCACAUCCCAUGAAAGGGAAGCCCAGCACCUUUCUGAUCCUUGGUUCUGCUGUCCAACUGCUCUUAUGGUUCAGAAGUUCUCCCUGACGGUUAAUUGGAGCUGUCUCCUUUCCAUCAAAUCUGUAAAUCUUGAGUCCUGCAGUCUGGAAUGAGAGAGAACGGAUCUUGACUUUCUUCUAGCUGUCUGAAGAAUGCUUUGAUAUUCCUUCUCUUCUCAAGGCCAGGCAGACUUGGUUUUCCACAUACGCCUUAUUUUCCAGUCCCUGAUCAUUGUGCUUCCUUCUGUUUCUCUGAAUCUUAAGUGCUGCCCAGGAUACAGACUUAAUUGCAAUAUCAUCACUUACCAGGGCCUUCUCUCCAUGAUUUUUUUAAUGGCAUUGCGCUCAGAGAGUGAAAAGAUACGGCUUAUGUGACUUUGUUUACGGGCCCUAUUUCCCACCAAUGAUUCCCAAGCAUUCUUCAAAUGCUUGGUUAUUAAGAGAUGUGGCAGGGAAGGUGUUUUUUUUUUAGUUACUUUUAAUCUAUAAACUGGAAAAAGGAAAACGGUAGCCAAAUGCAAAAAAUUAAAAUAAAACCCAAACGAAGAUACCAAGAAAGAAAGAUGAAAAAGACAUGCUGAAAUAGAUGGAUAUAAAACGAACAAACUCUGGUUUUAAACAAGUAAACUUGGGUUGUGUUCCAUCCUGUCGGCGUGAAAACCGAAAUGUCUUUUAGGAUACUUGCCCUUUAAAGACAAAGCAUGCUUUUAAAAUUUUCUCCACGUGCAAAUUCCUGUAGAUGCAUUUGUUUUGUCAUCCAAACAAAAGAGAUUAAUCAUUUUUGAAGGGCUGACAUUCUUAAUUAUACCAUUCAAUCAAAGCAAGAGGGAACAGGACAUGUUUUGGUAACUCCCAAACUGAUGCUAACAAAAUACAACUUGCUCAGUUUUAUAUGGGUAGAGGGUCCUCCUGCAUUCUUUUUCUAGGCUCUUCUGCAGCAGUGUCCUCAGCUGGGUUUCCUCGAGAUGUGUUGGGCUUACAACUCUGAGAAUAUCCAGCCAACGUGGCUGUGGAAUUCUAAGGUGCAUAGCGCAAGUGCCAAAUUGGGAAAGAUCGGUGUGCGGUCUAUCCAAAUGGAUGACGACCCUGGUGGACCACGCUAGCCUUUCACUGAAGAAGCUCUUGCUGGGGUAACCCUGGGCUGGCCAGGGAUCCCCCGGAUCAGGCUGGUGGAAGAGAACAGAGGGUUCCUCCCAUGAUCUGUCUGGGGAAGAGAGAUCAAGUCAGCUAUUAAAGAAGUGGGACCUCCUCCUCCCCCUAGGUCAUCUUCUGGAGAUGAGGAAUAGUCUUGGCAGGCUAGAUACCUUUGUUUAUGGACUUCACUGAUAGGUUGGUUCCUCAAGGAGGCAGAAGGAAUCCUGGGGGGUUUAAAUGAAGCAGUGGGGGGGUGCUUGCUCAAGAGAAUCCCUCUGCCCACUUUUAAGUGGGCUAGAUCUUUGGUGUUUGGUGGUUUUUUUCCCUACCUAGGUUUCAAAGAUGGCCCGGUACUAAAGCAUCUUUUUUGUUUAAAGACUGAACGAAGUGCUUCCUUGCUUCCUCUUCACAAAGAGAACAGUUGAAGCUCAACAGGCCCAAGCAUCAAUGUUGAUGUGGGGAAUGGCUGUUCAUCAGUUGGGGGGGAGCAGCAGCGGAGGCUGAUCUUUUCUCUUGCCAGAACUGCCUCAGGCAGUGGCUUUCUUUGUAUGUCUCUCUGCAUGGCAGGGAGUGGAAGAAAGUCUCCGUCCAAGUCAGCUUGGCCCCCGUGACUUCACAGAUGGAUCCGUGUAGAGUUUUGGCGAUGAAAUGGUCGUCGUUUGCCAUUGGCUCGUUCCUGGGUGUUUUCCUUUCCUUUCCUUUCCUCCCUUCCCUUCCCUUUCCCAGUCCAUCCUGUAGCCGUGCUGUUUCCUGGUGGUCUCUCAUCCAAGGAUUAGCCAGGUUCAGGCCUCCUUUUGUUUGUGAGAUAAGCCAAAGUCAGAGAGGUGCCGUUUCUUCCCAUAGUUGAGUCCAGGGGGGCACAUUCCCAGGCUGUGCCGGUAGCAUCCCAAAAUACUGAACCGAGUGACCAGGAGAUCCGGAAAUGGGAUGGCGCGGAAGGUCCAAGAUACCCACUGCCUGGCUUUGCCUCCAUUCAUCAGUUCAUGCUGCGCGGCUGCCAAGUGGAAAGCGAAGGAGGGUACGACGUUUGGCCACUGGCAUCUCUCGCCUCAGAGAGCGACAGGUGAGAACCUACCUCCUUGUUAGGGCAGGUAUGGCACUCCCGUCCCUGCAACGGGAUACCUGUCACCAAGCAGGGGGUCCUUGGCAGAGCCUCUGUAGCUAAGGGCACUGGAAGACCAAGGCCGUAUCCCUCCUCACGUCUAGGGUGCCUCUUGCUGGAUCCCACAUUUGGAAGAGGAGUACUUGGUUCAGCAGCCUCGCUUUCGAAAUGGGAUACCUGCUCUCCUUGAAAACUGAGCAAAGAGGCUUGUUUUGAGCGGGAAGGGAGGAGGAGGAGGAGGCCAUAACAUUGUUGGAAGAUAGGAUAUCAGCUUUGGGAGGCUAUUUCCAUCUGCAGCUGUAAUGUGAACUGGAGCACCCCAGUGACACACAGUCCUGGAUUUGGCAUUGCUGUAAUCCUUCGAGCUUUCUCUCAUCAUGUGGGGACGCUGCCAGCAGCCAAGGAAGCCUUUCGAGUCAGUUAAGAUGGGGGACAGACUUAUCUGGAGGGGUCCUGGCUAGAUUCCCAUUCAACACACUAAAUUUUAAUCUGUAGUUUACAAACAGCUGCCUGACUACAUAACCAUGAUAAGCCAGAAGGUUUGUUACAGAGUCACAAACCUCCAGAGGUCUUGCUACAAUUUGGAUUUAUUUCGUGAGCUCACUGCAGGAAUAAACUCUGGAUGUUCUGCUUUA